AUCACCUGAAUCACUGGUACCGCUCGCAGCAGGUACAAAGCAAAUUAGCGAAGGGCUGUUAGUUUUAUAUCUUCAAACUUCAGAUAAAGGAUUUGUAAGUUUCGUUUUGCUUCAGGGACAGAGGAAGACAAAUGGGGAUCUUGUACUCAGAGCCCAUGUGUCAGGCAGCUUAUGAUGAUGACAUCCACAAACUGAAAGAACUCAUCUCAGCUGAUCCCAGGAACAUAAAUGCUCAAGAUGAAGGAACGGGAGACACACCGAUCAUAGCUGCCUGUAGACGGGGCAACCUCAGGAUUGUAAAAUACCUGCUAGAUAGCAAUGCAAAUGUGUCCAUAAGGAAUAAGAAACAAAGGACUUGUUUGCACUAUGCUACAAGAAGAACCUUUUCCUUCUUGGACUACCUGAUGAUUGCCAUUUUAAUGCCUAUUUUGCUCAUUGGUUUUCUUAUAUUGGAAGAGAAGCAAAGAAAAAAUGUGAAGUUGAUGGAGUUUUUGUUGGCCACUAAAGUGGAUGUAAAUGCUGUAGACUAUAAGGGGAACACUGGACUUCACUAUGCGUGCCAAAGAAAAAGUCAAAGGAUUAUUCCAUUGUUACUGCAGAGGAAUGCAGAUGUUUCAAUACAGAACAAAAAUCGGGAAACUCCACUAGAUAUUGCACAGAAACACAAAUUCCUAAAAAUUGUUUCAAUGUUAACAAAGUCAAUGUGAGUAUUAAUGGAGCACUGGGGUCCUGCACAAUUCACCAGAUGAGUUUUAGUUUUGAUGUGCACCAAAUAUUUUUUUUCUGCGCAACAAAUAUUGUUACAUGUGAUGUUCUGAAACUACAUUUUCUCUGAUGAAAAUGCUGUAUGUAAACAUUUGAUUUACUGAUUUGUUGAGACUUUUCAGACAUAUCGUGGUUUGUUUUAAUGUUCAAGUUUGCUUUUAUCACUGUACAGUAUAAAAUGUAUUUCCAAAAAAAAAAAAAAAAA
Molecule: messenger RNA, 970 nt
Organism: Danio rerio (zebrafish)
Lineage: Eukaryota; Metazoa; Chordata; Actinopteri; Cypriniformes; Danionidae
Gene: ankrd22
Product: ankyrin repeat domain 22
Source: RefSeq, marked provisional